Rotaria socialis is the source of this 291-nucleotide messenger RNA. The record is from the annotation of a GenBank genome assembly. NCBI's taxonomy places the organism in Eukaryota, Metazoa, Rotifera, Eurotatoria, Philodinida, Philodinidae.
AUGGCUGAUGAAGCGGCAAGAACAAUUUCUAUUUUGCAAAUUCCAAAUUUUGAUCGAACAUCGUCAGGAAAUAGUUUGGACGAAAAUCUAAGUGACAAUCCAUCGAAUCCAGCAACUGCUCGAAAUAUCAAGGCUGAUUUAGAAUCAGUUCCUGAAGUUUCAGACUCUAGAAUCAGCAAGGCCAAAGGCUUACCAACAAUUUUACAAGUUAUUUUUGUCGGCAUCACAUUAGCAGUAUUGCUGAUUGCUGUUGCUUGUCCGAUCAUUUAUUUCACUUCGACUGGUGAGUAA